AUGGAACUACGAGGCGGAAAAUCGAUAUUUAUGAAGAAAUUACACCCAAAAUAUGCUAUUGGAAUUCCAACCGACUCAGGAGUAUAUUCUAUGGACAGACCUCCAAAAGGACUUUUACUUGAUCCGGCUACCCAAUACAGUGUUACACCUUCUCCUUCCCACGAAUAUUUCAAAAUCAGAAAGAGCAGAGCAAAUUCAGUAAUCCUUAGGACGAAUAAAUUUGGAGAAUGGAUGGACAAUUUUGCUCAAGGAAUCCGAGAGCAUGUGAAAUUAGGACCCAAAUUAACAGAAACUUUGAAAGGGAAGUUGAGGCUGGGGGCAAGAAUCCUUCAAGUAGGUGGCCUGGAUAAAGUUUUCAAGCAGAACUUCAGUGUUAGCAAUGGUGAAAAGCUUUUAAAGGCUUCUCAAUGCUAUUUAUCGACCACAGCUGGGCCGAUCGCAGGCCUCCUGUUUAUUUCCACUGAUAAAGUUGCCUUCUGCAGUGAGAGAUCAAUUAAACUCUCUUCUCCAACUGGAAAACAGCUUAAAAUACAUUACAAGGUCACGAUCCCACUAGCGAAAAUAAAGAGAACCAAUGAAAGUGAAAAUGCAGAAAAACCAACGCAAAAGUACGUGCAGAUAGUUACAGAGGAUAAGUUCCAGUUCUGGUUCAUGGGUUUUCUAAAUCAUCGAAAGGCUUUCAAGAAUCUGCUGCAGGCAACCUCUCAAACUCCAUCAAUAGCAGCUAUUGAUGCAUGGAUGAUCUCCCCAUAA
Fraxinus pennsylvanica is the source of this 753-nucleotide messenger RNA. The record is from the annotation of a GenBank genome assembly. NCBI's taxonomy places the organism in Eukaryota, Viridiplantae, Streptophyta, Magnoliopsida, Lamiales, Oleaceae.